UGGGUUGUAGCCACGUGGAUGAAAGCUGCAGAAGGUUACAAAACAUAGAAUGAGGCUUAGUAGAACUCUCUCUCUCUCUCUCUCUCUCUCUCUAAACUUGAAGAAAAUGAAGAACAAUGAAGGUGAGAGGUCUCUCAAGAGGCCUUCUUCUGCCGCCGAUAUCGGUUUCGGGACCAGCCCUAUGAGGCCAUAUGUCCGGUCGAAGAUACCCAGAAUUCGAUGGACUCCGGAGCUUCAUAACUGCUUCCUUCAGGCCGUACGUCUGCUUGGUGGAGAAUUCAUGGCUACCCCAAAGAUGGUUUUGGAGAUCAUGAAUGUCAAGGAGCUCACCAUAUCUCACGUAAAGAGCCAUCUUCAGAUGUACCGGAGCGUGAAGGAAGAUGAGAUGAUACAAGAAGCAAUGGCAUUAGAAAAAGAGAGGACACCAGAACCAUGCAUAAUCAUUAAGGAUCUUCUCCAUGGAAGCUCCUCUAAGGAAAAUGUUGGGCAGAAAGAUGUUGGAGAGAAAUGCAAAGUUAACAUUGUAGAUGAGUUAUCUGAUAAUAUAGAUGGAAAGGUUGAUUGCACCUUGGGACUGUCUCUGUUCUCAAAGACUUCACAAUCAUGGAAGUAGAAAGAUGAUAAGGUUGAAGAUUCUAUGAACCUGUCCCUUGGUCGUACUCUAAGCUUAUCAUCUUCAUCCUCUUAGUAACAAAUAUACUUUAAGGUUUGAGCUAAUAAUAUCUUUUAUGAACCUCACAUUCAAGUCUAUCCCACUGUUGAGGAGAACUGGGAGAAGAAUGAUGUAACUGAUUAGAGGCUUAUGUUGUGAAUUGUGUGUGCAUUGAAAA
This is a messenger RNA of Macadamia integrifolia, 830 nucleotides long. RefSeq names its product myb family transcription factor PHL11-like. Lineage: Eukaryota; Viridiplantae; Streptophyta; Magnoliopsida; Proteales; Proteaceae. The coding region runs from base 50 to 613 and encodes 187 amino acids. Gene Ontology annotation, molecular function: DNA binding; DNA-binding transcription factor activity. The record is from RefSeq and is a predicted model, not a curated record. The transcript has 5 exons.